AUUAACGCGAAAACGUGCGCCCCGUCAGUUCGUCAUUUACGUUUUGCUAAUGCCUACCUUUUGACAGCAGAGAGCUACACGCGAGUCGGGAACUACUGCUCUUCAGUCAUUCGAAGCAGAAAGAGAGAAGUAUAGAAUUUCGAAUUCUGGCGAGAGAGCUCAUCGGAAGAUGCACGACCCAGAAGAGAUUCGCAAACUUCCGAUUGAUAUAGCUUUCGCUCGUCUCGCAGAAUGGUUGGUCGAUCGGAAGAAAAUUCCAGCUGAUUAUCGAAAACGACUGGCAGCAGUAAGGGCUCGGAUUUCAUCGGCUUUCUCGGCUCUACCGAAGAAUAUUGAUCCCUAUUUUCAGACCCUAGAUCAAGAAGCCAUCGGAUACACAGAAGCAAAGAAAAUAUAUGACAUUCUUCUGAGAUCAGCUCCAGAAAGCCGGAACAUUUUUGGCCGGUUAUCAGGUUCUGCUGGUGAAUGGGAGGCCAUUGUGCGAGCUUUUGAAAAGGAUCGCAUUUUUCUUGGUGAGGCUGCUCACAUAAUGGUCCAAAAUGUGAACUAUGAAAUUCCAUAUCAGAAAAAGCAGGUGCAGAAGAUUCAGCAACAACUAACAGAAUUAGAGCGCAAGGAGGUUGAUAUUAAAAGAAAUGCAGCCCUAUCAGCAGCUAAAUAUGUAGAAGCUUGUCAAGAGCUUGGGCUGCAGGGGAAAAAUGUUAGGUUGGAACUUCUAGAGACUGCAAUGUCACUUCCAGGCACCUUCAGCGAGAUUCUUGAAGUCAUAAAUGGAGAUUCAAUAUCGCGAGCAAUGGACUACUAUUCAAAUUUUGUUAGAGAUGCUCAUACAGAAAAGGAGAACUCUUCAGGGAAUGUGCUGCCAAAUUUAAGGGACAUUCGUGAAAAUCCCCCUUCUCUGAAUAUUUCUGUGGUCCCUGAGGACCUUGAUUCUGUAACAGAUCUUUCAAAGGUCAAUGCAGAUUCUCUUAUGACAGGGAAUCUUGCAACUGAUGCCAUUGACUGGAAUAUUUCUCUGGAAAGCUCUCAGAUUGAUUGGGACAUUGGGGUUGUGGAAGAAACGAAUGAUACUGCAAAUGGACUAGGCCCUUAUGAAAUGGUAAAUAUCAGUGAUGCCAUACAGGAUUCAUCAACAAACAAUGGCAUGAGUUCUGAUCAGACUCCUGUAAGUAAAGUGGAAGAAGGCAUUGCCCCAGAGUUUCACACAUCUGAGAUAUCUUGGGAUAUUAGUGUUGAAAAUCCUGAAGUUGAAGUUCUUGAAGAUGUAGAUAGACAGGACCCGGUUCUGGAAUCACAGACAUCAGUUCUGAAUAUGUCAGCUCAAACUCAGGAAACAAGAGAACAGAGAAGUCAACUUCUGGAGACAGAGUACAGAAAUAAGAUUCUUGAUGAUCUAUUUGAGAUCAAAGCAUUUCUAAAUCAACGGUUAAUGGAGUUGAGAAGUGAAGAGACUGCAUCUUUACAGCAUCAAGUUCAGGCAGUUGCUCCAUUUGUUCUGCAGCAAUACACUGCUGAUGCCAUUGAGAAAAUGUUGGCCGACGUUUCCUUGUCAAUUUCUAUGCUUACAAACAGGAAAACAAGGGACUUAAUCAUGAUUCUGAACUCCAGAAGGUUUUUAGAAAGACUUGUGAGCACAUUGGAGGAAAAGAAGCAUCAUGAAGUGAAGUUGAAAGAGAGCUUGAAGGAUUUGUCAGCAAAACGCAUGGAGCUGCACAAUGCACUAUCUUCAUCCUGGCCAAAGCAAGAAGCAGCACUUGCACAAACCAGGGAGCUGAAGAAGCUGUGUGAGAGUACACUUUCAUCGAUGUUUGAUGGAAGGUCUGUCAACAUUAUUGGAGAAAUCAACACUUUAUUAAGUAGUAGUAUCGGUACAUAGAGUAAAAAAUUUUGCUUACAAAAACUAAUCAUUAGUUAGAAAUCAUGAAACUGACAACUUUCCAUCAGUUAAAUUGCAUAUUUAAAUUCCUUAGAAAAUUUUGAUUGUCGCGGCUUUUAAAUGGUUCAUAAGGGAAUAUUAUAAAUGUCUUAGUUCUCAUAAUAAAGUGCUAUUUCAAUACUUC
Molecule: messenger RNA, 2060 nt
Organism: Nelumbo nucifera (sacred lotus)
Lineage: Eukaryota; Viridiplantae; Streptophyta; Magnoliopsida; Proteales; Nelumbonaceae
Product: CDK5RAP3 protein homolog
Biological process (GO): regulation of mitotic cell cycle
Cellular component (GO): endomembrane system
Source: RefSeq, a predicted model, not a curated record